Messenger RNA from Fusarium keratoplasticum, 3093 nucleotides. RefSeq lists its product as uncharacterized. The transcript has 3 exons. The coding region runs from base 1 to 3093 and encodes 1030 amino acids. The record is from RefSeq and is a predicted model, not a curated record. Lineage: Eukaryota; Fungi; Ascomycota; Sordariomycetes; Hypocreales; Nectriaceae.
AUGUGCUAUCCGCGGGUUACUCGCACUUCUUCGCGGCGGCCCAACUGCAUUCCUACUAUCAUCACUAUAGUCAAGCCUACCCCUGAAUAUCCUACCACUGAUGCCGAGAUAUCCGGCACUCUCACUACGGCCCCGAGUGCUUCUGGUCAUUCCUCCGGGAACCACCCCUCUACUUCCGAGAGACCAGGAGAGCCCACCGGGAAUAUCUCGGGAGGUGGUUCCUCUGAUGGAAUCUCUAGAACUGCUAGUGCAUCGACCGUGUCCGAUGGCGACAACGGGUCGAAUACCCCCGGCGGCACCACCGCCUCGGAUGAGACCAGCCAUGAUACAGGAUCGAUUCCCCCUACAGUGGUUACCAACUCAGACGGAGAAGUGCCGACAGUUUCCCACCAGGAGAGCACCGAGUUAGCUGUUCCUACAACCGUCACUGGUUCUGAUGUCGUUUCAACUAUCUUGCCACCUGACAGUACCGUCUCGGACUUUCCCACCGUCAUUACCAACUCUGACGGCCAACCAUCGACUGUUUCCAUUCCUGAUAGCACCGAGUCGAAUACUAUUGGCUCAUCUAUCAUUACGGGCUCGGAUGGUCAAGUCUCGACUAUCCUUCUCACUACUGGGGACAUCGAUACAGCUGUCCCAACCGUUGUUACCAACUCGGACGGCGAAGUCUCGACGAUUUCCGGUGGGAAUGACGUCACCUCAGCUGUUCCAACAGUUGUCACCAUCUCAGAUGGCCAAGUCUCAACCAUCCUUCCGACAACUGAGGAUAUCGAUUCGACUGUCCCGACCGUUGUUACGGGAUCUGACGGCGAGACGUCAACCAUUGGCUCUCAGUCUGCGACCGACUCAGACGUAACCGUCCCCACGGUGAUUACAGAGUCGGACGGGCAAGUGUCUACCAUCGUCCCUCCAGGGACAGAGACUGGCUCGACUAGCUCAGAUGACCAAGUGUCGACGGCCGAAACUGAUUCAGCCACCUUGUCUGGCAUUGAAACUACCAACUCAGAUGGCCAAAUAUCAACGAUUUUCCCUACUGAAUCUGCCGUAUCAGAUGAGAGCUCUUCCACCUUCGCUGGCAGCUCAGAUGCCCCAGAAACGGGCACCACUGUCCAGGAAACUACCGAGACCGGAACUGUUGGGGAUGAGACUUCCGCAACUGAAGCUACUGAAACUCAAACUGCAAGCGACAGCUCUUCAUUCCCUACCGGUAGUUCCGAUGCAACUAAAGCCACAUCCACUCCGCAGGAAACUACCGCAACUGAGACCGCUGGGGAAGAGUCUUCUGCAGCUGACGCCACGCAAACUCCAGGGACCGAGACAACAAGUGAGAACUCUUCUCUUGCCACUGAUGGCUCCCACACAACCGAACCUACGUCUACUGCUCAGGAGUCAACCGGAACUGCGACCACUGCACCCGAUACAAGUGACUUGACCACCACCGAGUCCACAGGAAGCGAUGCAGAGACUACUGCAGCUGAGACUACGGAGUCAGGCGCUUCUGAUACUGAGGCCACCGAACGGGAAACGACAAAUAGCCCCAGCACAGUCCAGUCUACAGAAAGCGAUGCUGGGACCACCGGACCUGGCACUACUACAUCUGAGGCUACGGAGUCUGACAAUCCUGCUACCGAGACCACAGACGCUGAGACUACAAGCAACCCUGUUACAUCCCAAUCUACAGAAAGCAACGAUGCAUCCUCGGAAGAAACUGUGGGAUCGGAGACAAGUGCUGAGACCAAGACCGGAUCCGAUACCACGGCUCCCACGACGCCCACCUCACAAACGGAUUCUGACGAAACCACCACUAACCCAGGCGACGCGACAACUCAAACUGAGCCAGAGCAAACAGAGUCAGAGGGCCAACCCACAACAGGGGAUAGCCAGGUCACAUCCCGUGAUGGUGAUGGCAAUUCAUCUCCAUCGACGCAGACGACCCCCCCUCCAACUACCACAACCGAUGACAAUGUUGUCAUCCCGGUGACAACCUCAGUCGAUGAACCUAAGCCGACAGAUGACGGUUUCGUCAUCCCCUGCAACCUGUGGUUCUUCAACAUCUGUAUCGGACCCAUCUUUGGGUGGAAGAUGAUCCGUCCGCCUGGCAUUUAUCCGCCGGGUCCCCCACCAUCCAUCUCCAUCCCCCCGGGACUUGGUAUUGAGAUCAACAUCAAAGGGAAUCUCCCGGACUGGCCAGAAUUCACUAUUGGGGAAGACAACAAUCCAACCUUCUCUGAGGAACCCACAGAUUGUGAGACCGAGUCAGCCGAGUUAUGCAUGACGAGCACCUCCUACAGCGUUUCUGUCGAUGCUACGACGACCAGCACUGUGACAAGCCAGGUUACUGCCAUGUGCGGAACCGUUUAUGGCUGCAACGUCCAAGGCGCUACUGAAAGCGUGACGGAAACAGAGAUAAGCACUGCCUCGCAUUCCCCAACAGCCACCCUGUUCCAUCCCAUGGAACAGUGGCCAGACAUGGUAGAGAGCCAAGAAGCUAUCGACGCAGCGGCCGAUCAUGCCCAAUCCGAACUUGACUCGAUCUUUGGCACCAGGACAACUGACGCCCCAACCUCAUCUGCAUCUUGCCCCGUCAUGGCGACUUUAGACGCCGGACAAGGAGAUGAGGGGCUCCAGAGAUGCCGGACGGUCUGCGAGCUCGAGCAGUUCAAGCCAUUCAAGAUGUACCCCAGGAAGUUAAACGACGUGAUGACAUCCACCUUUUGCAACGGGAGUACAGUGCCGAUCAACGGGACCGCGAACCGAGAAUUCAUAUUCAGUGACACGAGUUCGGUCAUGGUGCAAGUUUUCACGUCCUCUAGCCAGGACGGCUGCAAACCACAGGCCGAAUUCACUCUAAACGACUACUGCCGCACCUCCCUAGGGCUCUUGACGGAAUGUGACUCAGACAGCAGUGUUAGUGGAGGUGGUAUAUUUUUAGACAGGUCUGAAUACGGGUGUCUUGUGUGGAGUAUCGGUGCUAUCAACAGCUCGGACUCAGACUUGGCUAUUCCAAGGACCAAUAUUACGGAUAUCGCCAACGGGGUUGGGUCGGGCAAGAGGGCAGUAGCCAGGUCUAUUGACUUGUGGUCUAUGGGUUAA